GAAAGAAUAGGCGCACGGCAGCACCGCGAGCGCGCCGAGGCCGCCGCCCAGCGAGCGCCCCGCGCGCGCCUGCAGCACAGCGCGCCUCCUCUGCGAGGGCGGCGCUGAGCUUGAGGCGGCGCUGCGGCGCGGGGCCCUCGCCGCGAAACGGGCAAACCCCGCCUCCAGGAGAGGCCGCCCCCGUGCCUGCCCGCCCUGCCGCCGGGCGCAAGCGCGCGGCUGGCGGAGUGGGCCUCCGCGGCCGAGGCGCUCGCGGAUGCCGCGCCCAGGGGCAGGAGAGUCUGGGGACCUGGGCACGAGGGUGAUCGGCGCUCUCGACGAGGAGUUCCUCGCCGGCGAGGUCUCCCUCUCGUUCCGAGCGUGGAUGCUGGGGCGGUUGCUGCUGGCCAGCCGGCAGUGCUCCGACGUGGCGGCCGAGGCGAUCUUCGAGAAGUAUUUGCGGGAGGUGCUGGACGAGGUUGUGGCCAGUCGCCUCAGGGCGGGCCUGGAGCCAGAGGAGGUGGCCGACCCGUGCGAGGCCUGGGCGUGGUCAUAUCCAGGCAGGCCUAUAGGGGCACGAGCAGUCCCACUGGCUGAGGGCGGCUCAGAUGGCCCAGGGCGGAGCGGAGUACCUUGCAGCCGCCGCGCGCAGCGGCGAAGGACGCGGGGAUACUGCCGCCGGCUGCGCGCCCCGGCCCGGGCGAGCGCGUUGUCGGCGCAGCGCAGCUGCGGCACCAUCGCCUCCUGGCGGGGGCCUCCGCCGGCGCCCUCACUGCAGCAGAGGUGCGAGGCCGCCGACCGUUUGCUGCGCCACGGCGUCUCGGACCGCGGGGCGAUCCUGGAGGGCCAGCUGGGGCUCGAGGAGGCCCUGCGGUCCGUGCCGCGCGCGGACUUCCGCGCAUGGGCGGUGGGCCUCGCGCGCCUGUCGGAGGUGCAGACUGCAAUUUCGAGUCGCCGUGAGAGUUCGGUGCAUCUGCAGUGCAGCCCGCUUUCAGACCUCUUCUUCGAGGCCGUGGAGGAGUCGCCCCAUCCAGGUGACAAAGCUCUGGGGCUUGCCAACUGGCUGUACGCCAGCUAUGUGGCUUGGUGGCAUCAAAGCAGUAACACAGAGUGCCCCUUGCGAAAGAACAAAGACUUACGAAGACGAGCAGCGGUGACGCCGAGUUCCCCCAGAGCAGAUGCGAGCGGAGCGCUUACAUGUCGCUUGGGCAUGGCAAGUAUGGACAUUGCCAAUUACUCAAGACUGGAAACGAUGUGCUAGUCGGUGUCGACAGUGAUGAGGGCGGUUUUGCUAUCACGAUUGGCAGCGACGUGAUGGCGAUGAAGAUUCGGACAAUCCUCAUGGGUGGCUUGCUUUAAAAAGGUGACGGUGACGACGACGCAGCCGUGGUAGAAGCCUGCAGACUUGGUCACUACCUUGAUUUGUGCGUGGAUGUGUGGGCCAUGCAUUGCAGACUACUGCGGGCUAACAUUUCAGCGCGAACAUUUCUUGUUUGUUGUUUCGCAAGCCCCCUGCCAAGGAGACCAGGCAGGGUAGAGCUACCACUAUCUCUGGAGACAGCAGCGCCACACGCAGCAGUACCAGUUGGACCAGCACGGCAGGCACACAUAGUACCUGGCAGGCGG
This is a messenger RNA of Prorocentrum cordatum, 1605 nucleotides long. Lineage: Eukaryota; Dinophyceae; Prorocentrales; Prorocentraceae. The record is from the annotation of a GenBank genome assembly.